AUUUGAUUUUCUUUUUUGGGGUUUAAAAUUGAAACCGUCAAGAUUGAGAAAUGAUCGCACGAAUGCUACGAACUCCAUUUCUCUCACUUUGUAAAUCUCAGCUACCUUUUUGCUCGCUUCAAAUCCUUUCCGGCUCUCAUGGACGUUCCUGUACUCAAGUGACUGAGAUUUUUCGUUAUCGUAUUGGAAUAUCAUCAAAUACAAUCUCUGUUUAUGGAUUUAGAACGUUUUGCACUGGCACUGAUAAAGAUUUGUCGACUAAGAAGUGUGUUCCGUGUAACUCAAAGGAUCUACGGUCUAUGACAGAAGAAAGUGCAAGUAAAUUAAUUCCAAAGGUGGAUGGUUGGAAUUUGGUUAAUGAAGGGGAUACAUUGAAGCUAAAAAGGUCUUGGAAAGUAAAGAGUUUCACCAAAGGACUGGAGAUGUUUCAGCUCAUAUCUGAUAUUGCUGAAGCCGAAGGGCAUCAUCCAGAUCUGCAUCUGGUCGGAUGGAACAAUGUAACAGUUGAAAUAUGGACUCAUGCUGUCGGUGGACUUACGGAAAAUGACUUCAUACUUGCUAGCAAGAUCAAUGCUCUCGACCUGCACCAUCUUCUCAGAAAGAAAGUUACCAGUUGAUAGGUAUCAAUGGAAUGUUAAACUGUACGCUCCUAGUAAUAUGUUUUUGCUUUGUUGGAAACAACUAUGUUUUCCCUCU
This is a messenger RNA of Hibiscus syriacus, 696 nucleotides long. Its product is annotated as pterin-4-alpha-carbinolamine dehydratase 2, mitochondrial-like. The record is from RefSeq and is a predicted model, not a curated record. Gene Ontology annotation, molecular function: 4-alpha-hydroxytetrahydrobiopterin dehydratase activity. NCBI's taxonomy places the organism in Eukaryota, Viridiplantae, Streptophyta, Magnoliopsida, Malvales, Malvaceae. The transcript is spliced from 7 exons. Gene Ontology annotation, cellular component: mitochondrion. The coding region runs from base 51 to 617 and encodes 188 amino acids. Gene Ontology annotation, biological process: tetrahydrobiopterin biosynthetic process.